UGUUAGCCAUGGCGGCGCGGCUGCGGGCGGGCGCUGCCUGGCGCUGUCGCGGGUCGAUGACGCGGGAGGUCCCUGCGGCUUUUCCCGGUGUCGCUGUUCCCGGUGCGAUGGGAUUCCGCGCCCCGCGCUGAUGGCGGCCUGCCGGACACAGCACGGCUCCGCGCCGGAGCCCACGGUGGAUGAGUUCACCGUCCCCGCCGAGAAGAGCCGCCUCCUGGAGCGCAGCCGGGGCCGCAUCGAGGGCUUGUUCGAGGUGCGGCUGGCCGUGCUGGGGGCGCAGGGGGACUGGCGGCCCGCGCUGCAGCCGCCCACCGCCAGUGCCAGGAUCUGGGUGCAGCUGGUGGGCUGCAGGAAGGCCGUGAGCAGCGCCAAGGAGUACAUCAAGGGCCUGUGUGAACCUGAGCUAGAAGAAAAGGAGUACUACCCAAAGGACAUGCACUGCAUCUUUGUUGGUGCGCAGAGCCUGUUUCUCAACAGUCUUAUUCAGGAUACGUGUGCUGAUGUAACCGUGCUGGAAAUGGGAUUGCUCAGUAUUAAGGGGUGUGCAGAAGCCGUUGUUAUGGCUCAAAGUCAUGUGCAGCAGUUUGUGAAGCUUUUUGAGAAUAAUGAAAGCUUAUUAAAUGACAAUGAAUCAGAGAUUAAAAAGCAGUUCAGACAAUUCGUAGAAGCACAUGCAGAUAAGUAUACAAUGGAUUUACUGAUUUUGCCUAGCGCACUAAAAAGAGAGCUCUUAACUCUCACCCAAAGUGAUGUUUCUGAAGGGGAGAUGGAAAUCAUAGAUCUCACAGGCUCUGGAAGCCCACAGCAGCUUGAACAGAACAGCACCUCCAAAGUUGUUGCUGCAAACAGAGAUGGAAGGGCAGUUGGGGAGGAAGCAAGAAGCAAUGCUGGCACACCUGUAACUGAGCUUACAAAGCAAAUGGACACUGUGUUUUCUGAUCCUCCUGACACAAGAUUUGUUCCCAUAAAGGACCCUUUGUUAGAGGCAGUGGCCUUUAAAGAGAGGCAGUCAUGUAAAAGAAGGUCUUCUGAUGAGGAGGAAAGGCUCCCUAAAAAGCAUUUCUCUUUGGAAAAUGAUCAGAAAGUGAAAUCUGCUUUAGACAAGAAUCCUUCAGACCCUGAUGCAGUUAUUGAUCUGGUUUUGGAUAGCUGCAAUGAAUCAGAUGGUCCUACUUACUGCCUUAAAGAAGGUGAUGCUCUCACUGAGGAAAUGGAAUAUAAGAUUCUUGUGAACUUUUUCAGAACAAUGGGAUAUUCCCAAAAUAUUGUAGAAAAAGUUAUCGGUAUCCUAGGACAAUCUGUGGAACCAUUAAUAUUGCUAGAAGAAAUUGAAAAGGAAAAUUUAAAGUUUAAAAAAGAACAUGAACAGUCGUCUCAAAAGCCUAGAACUUUUCCUUUAGGAAAUAAUGUAAAUAAUUCACAAAACCUAGAAGACAAGGGCAUUUCUAGGAACAAAAGUCCACUUAAAUCCAGCCAUACUUCAAAGGAGACAAAAAAUGAGUAUCACAAAAUAAGAGGUGCUCCAGACACACAAGUUGGUGCAGAAGAUAAAAUGCAUCGAUUAGUAUGCAAAUCUUCUUCCCCUCCCAGCAAAAAUUCAGGUCUGUGUCAUAAACAAAGAGAUGUUUAUGGUCCUGGUAAGAAUUACAGCUCAAGGUCAAACAAUAUAGAAACUGAUGGUGAGGUAACUUUCAGCACUGUGCAAGCUGGAGCUCUAAAGGAUGUUGGCUUUAUAGCCAGAGGGAGCUCAGAUAUACAGCAUAUCUCAAGUAAGAGUAAAAGUGCAUUUCAGCAAAAAUCUGUAGGGCCCUCAACUGUACAGGACAGCCACCCUGUUUCUGAGGAGCAGCUGGGACACUGCAGCUCUUCUCAAGUGAGGCCUCUCCACCAGCGCCUUUCUCAAACCUCACAUUGUGACAAUCCUGUCCCAGACCGGUUACUGUCCUCACAAAAACACUCCUCAAAUGCAGACAGAGACACUGUGGGACCACAUCCAGAUCAUUCAGUUACUGGAGUUCAAAGAUUUUUGGACUCUCUGAAGAAGCCAUACAAACUGGAGUUGAUAAAUGAACCUGGAAAACCGUAUUUAAAACAUAUAAUUAUUGAUGGAAGUAAUGUUGCAAUUUCUCAUGGUCUAAGGAAAUUCUUCUCCUGUCGAGGAAUCGCAAUAGCUGUUGACUACUUUUGGAAACGUGGCCACAGAAAUAUUACUGUGUUUGUUCCACAGUGGAGAACGAGACGUGACCCUUCCAUUACAGAGCAGAAUUUCUUAACGCAGCUCGAGGAUGUUGGAAUAUUGUCUUUAACCCCUGCAAGGAUGGUUUUAGGAGCAAGAAUUGCUGCUCAUGAUGACAGGUUUUUAUUACACCUUGCUGCUAAAACUGGAGGUGUUAUUGUGACUAAUGAUAACUUCAGAGAAUUUGUGACGGAAUCAUUUGCCUGGAGAGAAAUUAUUCAGAAAAGGUUGCUCCAGUACACUUUUGCUGGUGACAUAUUUAUGGUUCCUGAUGAUCCUUUGGGAAGAAAUGGACCCAGGUUAGAUGACUUCCUUCGAAGUGAAGGCUGUUCUAGAGAUUCUUGGUUAACACAAAAGGCUUUACAAAGCAGUGGACAAUAUUCUUCUGAGACACCAUUUUUCCCCCCCGAAGUGAGCAGUAGCAGUCGACAGCCUGGAGGCAGAGUGCACAAUGAUCAUUCAUCCCCGAGGCUUCCAUGGGAAGAAAACACAGAGCCUUGUCCAGCAAUUCCACUACAGAGAUCUGCCUCAGAAACAGUCCAGCUAAGAGAAGCCCUGAUCAGAAUUUUUCCUGACUAUGAUCAGAGGCAGAAGAUUGAUCGAAUACUAGCUAAUCAUCCGUUCAUGAGAGAUCUUAAUGCACUGUCUGCCAUGGUGCUUGACUGAAUGCUUUACACAGCUUUUAUAGCACAACUGCUCUGACUAACAAUUAUCAAUGUGAAGAAAAAUAUCACUCUUUUAUGUUACUCUGUGAAUAUUAAAACCUAAUUUUAUUUGUAUAAACAAAGAUAUUUUUGUGUAUGUUCUGUUGCUAAUAGAUGCCAGGUAUUGGCAAAUUUAAAACUGCUGCUAUUACAGAUUUGUAAUAAUAUUUUCUAUGGAAAAAAACCCAAAUCUUCUGCUUUACUUGAAUUGCUUAUUGAAACAGUGGGAGUACUCCCUUUUGAGCAGUGUUAGUACUUUUUCCAGAACCCUUUUCCUAGAAGGCAGAGUUCCCGUCAGUUGGAGACCAGCAUGUGGGAGCAGCUGCCAGCAGGUGGCGGCCGUGGGCCCGUGAGGAUCCCCGAGAAGGGCGUGAAAAUCCAAGAAAAUCCAUUUGCUCUUUCAGGCUAGAAAUAAUGUACGGGGUAGUUAGAAGAGAAAGUAUAAAUUCACAGCUCUCAUCGGGAGAUGGUCUUUUGAGUGCUUUAAAGGAUCUGAAAGCCACAUGGUUUUUAAAUUGUAAAUUAACUUGGCCAUCAGUAUUCUUUCAGAACAGUUUUAGUAUCUUUAACAAUUGCAUUUAUACCUGUUUGUCUUGGCCUUGCCCAUUCUAAGUGUGAAUGGUGUGGUGUUAACAGAAUGUGAUGCUGUCUGUAUAUUUUUGUGUAGAUCUACAGCUGCAGUCAGCUCCUCCCCUUUAGAUCUUGUUCUGGGGUCUAUCCCAAAAGUAAAGGGAAAAAGAGAAGAUAAUUUAUGAAAGCUGACCAAUAGGACCACUUUCAAGAGCAGAGCAAAGUUAGGAUUGUCCGUAUCUCUGUACACACUGACGUCUGUUACUCUUUCCUUUUAACCAGUCUCUGAUGCCAGUUGUUCACAUGAGUAAAAUCAAAUUGGCCUGUAAGGAAACAUCAGCUUCUGCUGUACUGUGCCUUACCCUAAAGCAUUAGUGGCUUUCUCUCCAGUUCCAUGGGGUGUGAAAUCACUCUUUGUUUAUAUGCAAAAGAGCUGAAAUAUGUUUUUUAAGAAAAGCUGAAAUAUGUUGUUUAUAUCCAAAAGAGGAACAGGGGGUUUUGACAGACUGUCUUUUUGCAUGGCCCUUUUUGCAUGGCUCUUUCAUGUUUUGUGAAGUCAGAAACAGAAGAAAGUCUUACUCUUCCCUUAACACAAGCAACCCGAAAGAGAAUUGCAGCAAGAACAAAAAAGUUGUAGGAACAGUUGUUACAGCUCCUCAAAAAUACAGGUGAUGAUGAAGAAAGGCCUUCAAUGUUUCUACAUCCAAACAGACAAAUCUUAAUUAUUUAUUUUAUAUGAGUGGGAGAUUUACUAUUCAGGUGGGUAGAGUCCUUCUGACCAGCACCUGUUUGCCAAGAAGUAGUUCUCUACCUCUGAAGUGUUAUGUAAUCUCCAAGUUCUAACCCCAUAAAAUCUUAGGCAGGUUCCUAAAGCCUGGUAUGAUUUUAAUAAAUAGUAAGAGAAUAAAUCACCAGCUCCCUUGCAGUGCCUGGGGGGCCUGUCUACAUGUGUGAACAUGCUCCUUGAAUAACUUGUCUUCUUUCCAUUAGGUAUAGCCCUGGUUGCAUAUGCUGUUUUCACUUUUUUAGGUGCUGGUGUGGGGAUAUAAAUAUAUUGUAAUUUUUAUUUCAGAAUCACA
Molecule: messenger RNA, 4589 nt
Organism: Pseudopodoces humilis (Tibetan ground-tit)
Lineage: Eukaryota; Metazoa; Chordata; Aves; Passeriformes; Paridae
Gene: N4BP1
Product: NEDD4 binding protein 1
Biological process (GO): negative regulation of protein ubiquitination; negative regulation of proteasomal ubiquitin-dependent protein catabolic process
Cellular component (GO): PML body; nucleus
Source: RefSeq, a predicted model, not a curated record